Musa acuminata AAA Group (dessert banana) is the source of this 1246-nucleotide messenger RNA. RefSeq lists its product as uncharacterized. The record is from RefSeq and is a predicted model, not a curated record. The transcript has 2 exons. NCBI's taxonomy places the organism in Eukaryota, Viridiplantae, Streptophyta, Magnoliopsida, Zingiberales, Musaceae. Bases 307 to 1164 code for a protein of 285 amino acids.
CCGCCCGAGCGUGUGAGGCUGCAUGUGAGUGCGACACAACCAGAGGGUUCUGAUUCCUUCCUCGCCCUUUUGUUUGGUUGUGUGCUCCCGGGACUGUGGGACCCAUCGCCCAGCACCAAAGGGUUGGUGGCGUUGAUUGCUUCGACCACCCACUCCACUCCACUCGACUCUACUCGACUACACUCGAGCGCGUUGACGUCAUGGAAAAGGGUAUUUUCGUCAUCCGACCAUAUCGUUUCACCCAUCACGUCGAUCCUCCCCGACGCGUGUCGCUCGCUGUGCUUCAUCGCUGUCGCGGUCGACAUCAUGGGAGGUGGAUUCCCGCCACGACCCGACGUCUCCUGCGAGCCAUCCAUCCAUCAGCUAAAUCGCCCACCUUUUCUUCUUCUCAGGCCAUGGUUUUGUGCAGCCAAAUCAUCGCCCAAUAAUUCAGCUAUUUUACAUUCCUGUGGGAAAUCACUAAACAAUCGACAAACGACAAAAGCACGAAAAAGGAUCGAAGCAGACGCAGCGUGGGUGGCUUGGAGAGGAGGUCUUCUAAAGCAUCGCAGAGCGGACGCCAUUUUCCUCCACGUCUCCCAGCUGACACAGGCCGGGAUGGUGCACCAGCCCCGUCCGACCGUCCCAAAGCUGCCGGACCCGAUCCGUCUCUGUGAUCGGAUGUGGCUCAUCGGCGGCGCAGCCGAGCGCAACCCGCAGUCUCCCAGGGGGUGGAGGAAUCGCGACCCCGACGGCGUCGGGCUUGGCAUCGCGGUGGCGCUCGAGAAGGCCGGCGGGGACAGCCCCAGGUGGCUCCGCAUGACGGCCCCCAUUGCGAUCCGUUCUCCGAGAGCGAGCGGUCCUCAAGUGGCCGGGCCGGGGUGCAGCGGCGAAUUGCACCGGAAGCGACCAGCUUCUUGCCGCUUGCCGCCACCGGCCGCAGAACAUUUUGGGGUCGCCGACUUCCUCAGCAGUUGCUUCCUGUGCAGGAAGAAUCUACAUGGGAAAGAUAUCUUCAUGUACAGAGAGAAGGCAUUCUGCAGCUCGGAGUGCCGAUACCGGCAGAUCACGAGCGACGAGUACCAGGAGAAACGCGGCGCUGGAGCCCCGAAGCCGUCGGAGGAGAUCGCCACCUCCCCCUACUCCGGCGAUCAAUUCUUCUUUACGUGCAUCGUGGUGUCAUAAACACGAGAAUGUCGACAUGUAGAGAAAGCUUUCUGAUGAGUUUAAUGCGUAGAUACUGAGUAUAGAAACUACUGUUCACGAA